This is a messenger RNA of Scaptodrosophila lebanonensis, 1234 nucleotides long. Its product is annotated as CRAL-TRIO domain-containing protein C3H8.02. Bases 166 to 837 code for a protein of 223 amino acids. Lineage: Eukaryota; Metazoa; Arthropoda; Insecta; Diptera; Drosophilidae. The transcript is spliced from 2 exons. The record is from RefSeq and is a predicted model, not a curated record.
AAAUUGUGAAAAAUUGUUUAAGUGCGAAGAAGAAAAAUAACGAGCGUUAAAAAGCAGAGUUCGAAGCGAAACGAGCUGCACGCGCUUUUUUUUGCAUACUGACGCCUCUUACAGUAUCAUAGAGAUUAACAGUGCAAAAACAGCAACACAAAAAACUGUUACAAUAUGUCGGCGGAAGAUUUAGCACCCGUUAAUGAGGAAGACUUGAAGGAUCUAAAAGCACGUAUGAAAUUGAUUGCGGACGCGGAUGCCAGCCAAUACCAUAAUGAAUUCUCUUUGAGGCGCUAUUUGCGCGCCUUCAAAACAACAGAUGACGCAUUCCAAGCCCUGCUGAAGACAAACAAAUGGCGCGAGACGUACGGCGUAGCUAAACUCAGUGAGAUGGACCAAAGCAAGUUAAAAAAUAAGGCUCGGGUUUUGCGGCAUCGCGACUGCGUAGGUCGUCCAGUCAUCUAUAUUCCGGCCAAGAAUCACAGCUCAUCGGAGCGCGACCUCGACGAGCUAACGCGCUUCAUCGUUUACAAUCUGGAGGAGGCUUGCAAAAAAUGUUUUGAAGAAGUGACCGAUCGUUUGUGCAUUGUCUUCGAUCUGGCCGAGUUCAGUACGUCCUGCAUGGACUAUCAGCUGGUUCAGAACCUUAUCUGGCUGCUGGGCAAGCACUAUCCCGAGCGUUUGGGCGUCUGUUUAAUCAUAAAUGCGCCUGGCAUAUUCUCCACUAUUUGGCCGGCCAUUCGCAUCCUAUUGGAUGAUAACACAGCCAAGAAAGUGAAGUUCGUUAGCAACGAAGUGGAGCUCUGUCAAUAUCUGAUUCCAGACAUACUACCCAUCGAUAUGUGAACUCAGCAACUUGAACAUAUCGCCACUUUGUACCUAUUAGAAACCAGUACCUACAGGCAUCAGUAUAUAUGUAUGUAUGUAUGUAAAUUAGAUAUUCAAAUCUAUAGCAAAAGCUUAACUAGCUUAUCUGAAGGACAAAACUGUGUAAAAGUGCGUUAAUUGUAAUAUGAAUUCUACAAAUUGUUAGCAUGAAUGUAUGUUGACUAUUUUAGAUAAGUCUUUAUCUCUGUAUGCAUAUUUAUAUAUGUAUCAAUAUUAAUAUAUAUAUGUACAUAUAUAUGUAUCUGCACGAUAUGUAUUGUAUUUGUAGACCCAAACCCAAUAUAUGUAACUUGAGUGUCUAUAUGACUAAUAAAGCUAUAAAGCAAACCCUGAUUAGUCAGGUCAUCAAAUUGUA